CCCCCCUCCGCAACGCCACAACACCCGCAACAUCCUCGACAGCCAACCCGCAACGCGUGUGUCCCUCGACGGCCGGGCGCAGCGUCUCUAGCGUGGGCGCGACCUGGCGGCGGGCCGAGACGAAUGUCGACACCAGGUUCAGGGCGCGGUGGGUCUUUUCGAGGUGGGUAAGGUAGGGCGGCCAGGAGGGGUUUGGGGAUGGGGUUGAUUUUGGUUUUGGUUUCGGUUUCGGUUUUGGUUUGGGGUUGGUGGAUCGUUUUUCGGGCGCUUUUUGGUUUUCGGUCGGGUUGGGUUUGGGUUUGGGGUUGGGUUUGGGUUUGGGUUCCUUGGAGGCUAAUGUGUUCGCUGUCGCUGUGUCUGUAUCGCUGCCCGCUUCAAGAGGUGGCGGUGGUGUGCUCUGCGGUGGGCAUCGACUCGGCUGGGCUUCAUCGGUUGUGCGCCCGCGCUUGCGCUUGCCGAGGCUCGCCCCCGUGGUAAUUGCAUCGUUGGUUAAGGGCAUGGUGUUUCCCUGCGUAGGUUGAUUGCACGAUGGGGGAUUCGCAUUGGGAGUUGGGGAGGGGAUUCUCUUCGAUGAAUGAUGGAAGAAGACGCGAUUGGGCGCGUUAAGUGGUUCGCGAAAGGGGCGGGAACGCACGUGGUGCCUGGACCAUGAACAAACGGUUUGCCCCACUGUAUCAGACAUGCUAACUUCGACAAGUGCUUUAUUCGACACGAUUGCGUUAAUAAGGAUACAGCUGUUUCCGUCGCCCG
Chaetomium fimeti is the source of this 750-nucleotide messenger RNA. RefSeq lists its product as uncharacterized. Bases 199 to 477 code for a protein of 92 amino acids. The record is from RefSeq and is a predicted model, not a curated record. Lineage: Eukaryota; Fungi; Ascomycota; Sordariomycetes; Sordariales; Chaetomiaceae. The transcript has a single exon.